AUGCAGGGGAUGUUCGGACGUUACUUGCCGCCGGCUGGGGUGGCGAGUCUACACAAAUACGCUUAUGUUUCAGGCCACCGUACUCCGUUUGAUACCCUCAUGAAUCCUUGGUGGGAAGCAGUGGAGAAGCUUUGGUGGGAGCUGCACUUUGGCGUGUUUUACACUGCCACGGGCAUCAUUGGCGUGACGGAAGCGCAACUGACGUGGUGGGAGCUGCACUUUGGCGUGUUUUACACUGCCACGGGCAUCAUUGGCGUGACAGAAGCGCAACUGACGGUCAUGUUUCUCGCCGUCUUGGGCGGGACGUUUGGUCCGGAGAUGUUUCAUGUGGAUCUCCUUCAGUAUCUGCCGACGUCAAUAGGGAUACCACUGGCGAAGCUUGCAGGAGCCGCUGGAUUGAGUAUGACGGCGAGCGUUGUGUUUCAGCUGAUGCUGCUGGUUUGCAACUCUAUCCUCUGCACUUUGAAUAUCGUUAUGGGGGUCAUGUUCCUCGCCGUCUUGGGCGGGACGUUUGGUCCGGAGAUGUUUCAUGUGGAUCUUCUUCAGUAUCUGCCGACGUCAAUAGGGAUACCACUGGCGAAGCUUGCAGGAGCCGCUGGAUUGAGUAUUACGGCGAGCGUUGUGUUUCAGCUGAUGCUGCUGGUUUGCAACUCUAUCCUCUGCACUUUGAAUAUCGUUAUGGGGGUACGGCGCGCACGGCAACCAUUCGUGGCCCUCACGCAAGUGGUGGUGUUCUUGGUCUACAUCUUCCUCCAGGGGACUGUAUACAUGCAUUGUCUGGUGUGGCGGCCGGUUCUGAACCCUUACCUUGUGUACACUGCAAUCUGCUCCACGUACACCAUCUUGCUGCUGCGGCUCUGCCUGUCAGCUACCUGCCGCUUUCCUUACAAAUUCAUUCAGUGGCCGAUGCUGCCGCUAGCGGCUGCUGCCGCUGCACUGAAGCUGGGCAAUCUGACAGCUAAUCAGGAGUUCUGGACACUCCUUGCAGUGUGCCUUUUCAACUGCAUGUACCUGGCGGACUUCGUCUACACAGCGAUAUCUGAUGUAUGUGAUGGGUUGAAGAUAACCUGUUUCACUGUUCCCAAGACGGGGAGCCCGCACGGCCCCUCGAAAUCGUCGAAAGAGACGAAGAAGGCAGACUAA
Messenger RNA from Eimeria mitis, 1143 nucleotides. Its product is annotated as ethanolaminephosphotransferase, putative. NCBI's taxonomy places the organism in Eukaryota, Apicomplexa, Conoidasida, Eucoccidiorida, Eimeriidae. The record is from RefSeq and is a predicted model, not a curated record. The coding region runs from base 1 to 1143 and encodes 380 amino acids. The transcript is spliced from 11 exons.